CAUCUUUAUCGAUCUCACGCUUGGUGAAGAGAUAACUCAUGGAACUAUCCCAGCAAGUUCUGUUAUUGAUCUCACACUUGAUAGUACAAUUCAACCAAGCACAGAAAAGAGAAAACGUGGUCGUCCUAGGAAAACAACUGGACAAUCUUUAGUAGUAUCUG
Molecule: messenger RNA, 161 nt
Organism: Striga hermonthica
Lineage: Eukaryota; Viridiplantae; Streptophyta; Magnoliopsida; Lamiales; Orobanchaceae
Source: the annotation of a GenBank genome assembly